CGCUGCACUACUGUUUCGCGUUUUGUCCCGAUAACGCGUGUGUAUUUUUGUUUUAGAUGCGUGUUUUGAUCGGCAAAAAAACUGUUUAUUAAAAAAAAACUGUGUGUUCGGGAACGGUUCUACGCAUGCGCGUUGCACAUGUCAAUAUGCAUAGCCGUAGCCGCCAACGUGUAAGCUAGAGCGUGUAUUUUAUUUAGUUUAUUUAUAAGAGUUAAAGACUGAUUUUAUGUUCAAGAUGAGUAAAGACACUGCAAUAGAUUUGGACCGGAUUUUGCAGCAGAUGGGCGCGUUCGGAAAGUACAAUAUUGUGAACUAUGCGUUGUUAUUGUUUCCGAUUUAUUUGGCGGGAAUGUACGGUUCUGUGUUUGUUUUCGAGGCCAGCGAUAUAAAUUACAGAUGUAAAAUAGAACAAUGCGAAGGCCUCGAUGACACGAGCUGGUUAACCAGCGCUAUACCUCUUGACGGCGACCGACUAUCCAAAUGUAAGAAGUAUGCAGCUAUAGUCGGAAACGAGACCUGCAGUGCUGCCGCUUUUAAUACGAACAUCACAAUAGGGUGCGAUGCGAUACAGUACAGCCUUGAGGAUUCAGUAGUGAGAGAUUUUGACCUAGGCUGCCAAAACUGGAAGAGAACAUUAAUCGGUACCAUCCACAACUCGGGGCUAUUCGUGUCCCUGCCACUCACGGGAAUCAUGUCAGAUAGAUUCGGGAGGAAAAAGGCUUUGGCCGUCGCAUCCCUCAUGAAUGGGAUAUUUGGAUUCGCCAGAUCUUUUUCUAUCAAUUAUGUCAUGAUGGUGGUAUUUGAGUUUCUGGAAGCAGCACUGGGAGCAGGAGCAUACACUACUGCAUUUGUUUUAGCAAUGGAGCUAGUGGGACCUAAAGGCCGAGUCUUCGGUAACACUUUAAUUAACUUCAUAUUCACAUUCGGCUUGAUGACUCUCCCUGGCCUGUCUUGGUGGCUACAAGACUGGAGACAGCUACUCAGAAUCAUAUACGCCCCAGCCAUGUUGGUUCUAUCAUACAUCUGGUUGCUGAACGAGAGUGUACGAUGGCUGUUGAGCAAAGGGCGUAACGAGGAAGCCAUAGAAAUCCUCAGAAAAGCUGCCAAAAUGAAUAAUGUCGAUAUCUCCGAAGAACUUAAUCCAAUAUUCGAAAUGAAAGUACCUGAACUUCAACAAACUAAAAAUAUAGACGCAGAAAACGAUGGAACGUCUACUUUUGUAAAAGUGCUCAAAUCUAGGAUUAUAAGGACAAGAGUGAUCGUGUGUUCAUUUUUGUGGAUGACAUGUACUUUUGUGUAUUAUGGACUUUCUAUAAAUUCAGUGGGGCUGGGGGGUAACAAGUAUGUGAACUUUAUGUUAGUUGGGUUUGUGGAGAUUCCAGCGAAUUUUGCGUGUUUAUUAGUAUUGGACAGGUUCGGGAGGAAGAAGAUUUUGAUAAUAAUGUACAUUUUGAGUGCGUGCCUGUGCAUCGGUCUAUCAUUUAUACCAAAAGACCAUAAACUCCUGUCUCUCAUCAUAUACCUCUCUGGCAAAUUCUCGAUCACGGUGGCGUACAGCUCCGUGUACAUCUACGUGUCCGAGGUAUUCCCGACGAGCGUCCGACAGUCUCUACUGGCGAUAUGUUCCUCGUUGGGCCGUGUCGGUUCCACGUUGGCUCCGCUGACACCUCUGCUGGCACUGUACUACGACAACCUACCAUCCAUCUUCUUCGGCAGCCUCGCGCUGACUGCCAGCGCCAUGGUCUUCAUCCUACCAGAGACCCUCAACGUGCCGCUACCAGACACUAUUGAGGAGGCCGAACGUCUGGCGAGGCCGAAAAGUGUCAGUGCGGAGUAAAUGGUUUAACAGUGAAUAUGGAUGUGCAUACAGUGAAUUAUGUUUAGUUAAGCGGGCCAUAAUGAAAAACAUAAUAUACUUAGCCCCACUGAAAUUUUAUACCAUUUAUUAAGGCCAAGUCGUACAAAUGUAAAAUCUAAAAUAUUCUACUGAAAUUUUAACCUAAAAUUGACGGAAACAAAAGAAAUGCAACUCUGUUCCAAAUGAAUAUCGAUCGGCCUGAUUCUAAUUUUAAUAAACGUCAAAAAUUAGAUCACGAUACGAUAUAGAUCGAAUCUGUCAGUGUCAAUACUGUCAAUAGUGACGUUAAUAAAAUUAGAAUCAGAUUUAUGAUUUAAAUUUCAUACUCUAGCUACGUCUUAGAAUAGAAUGAGCCACGAUUCUGCAACAAAAAUUUUAGCUGCCUCAUUAUACAUAUAGAGCGGCAAAAUUUUAUUGAAUGAAGUCGUUUAUAAAGUGGCUUAUGCAAUUUUGCGACUGGAUGUAUUUACAUUUUCGGCUGACCCAGUGUCGAUUAGAACAGCCAAUUACUUAUUUUCAUAAUUUGUUGGUUGGUCCUAUAGAGUUGUUGAGAAUAACCUACCCGACGUU
This is a messenger RNA of Cydia splendana, 2428 nucleotides long. Its product is annotated as organic cation transporter protein-like. NCBI's taxonomy places the organism in Eukaryota, Metazoa, Arthropoda, Insecta, Lepidoptera, Tortricidae. Gene Ontology annotation, molecular function: transmembrane transporter activity. The record is from RefSeq and is a predicted model, not a curated record. Gene Ontology annotation, cellular component: membrane. Gene Ontology annotation, biological process: transmembrane transport. The transcript has 6 exons. Bases 227 to 1837 code for a protein of 536 amino acids.